Messenger RNA from Trichogramma pretiosum, 2279 nucleotides. RefSeq names its product suppressor APC domain-containing protein 2. The coding region runs from base 464 to 1837 and encodes 457 amino acids. The transcript is spliced from 7 exons. The record is from RefSeq and is a predicted model, not a curated record. Lineage: Eukaryota; Metazoa; Arthropoda; Insecta; Hymenoptera; Trichogrammatidae.
CAUUGUAUACAUACACAUCUACCUCUUCAAUAUACCUGCCACACUAUAUAGAUACAUGUCAGUUCAACAACCACCUGUGGCGUAGAUAUAGGUGUGCGCGGAUACGACUGUAUAUAAUAAUAUGUAAAUCUCUGCGUGGGAAUUUUUUUCUCCAUUAUCAAUCCCUCGGGCUUCCACCUUUCGAUCUUGUUGUUAAUAGAGCUGCGUUGCGAUUAAUAGCAUCUUCGAGUUGGAAUUUUUUGUACGCGAUUGCGCGAGUUUAUUAUUGUGAUAACGGGGACUGCUCCGACUCUUGGUAAACAAUCUUUGUUUACGUUACACAUGGCGUCUGCUCUACCUGGUACAUUGCCUUGCAUCGACGUGCCUUUCAUUUUUUUUUAAUCCUUUCGUUCGUAGAUCGGCACGCACAGCUGUUAGUUUGUAUAUUAAUUAGCACGUUUAGCGGCCGAUUGACUUCGAAAAAAUGCAAAACUCGAGAGAAAUGGCGCAAAUGCCCAAGAACGGCGUGGACGGACUGCCAAAGAAUUUCAUAAGUGCAAUGAGGACUCUCUUUGACAUAAUGGACGAUCAUCACACUGGCUACGUCAACUAUGCAGACAUCGAGACUCGAUGGCGCGACGAUGAGUCCUCUGGAUUACCCAAAGGAGUUCUGGAGUGCAUAAAGAAAGUCACACCCCCCAAUGGUCUUUUGACCUUUGAUAGAUUUUGCGCAGGCUUAAAAUUGGCCCUGUCACAUACCCAAGCGAUGAACGAUGCCAAGCAGCUGGAUCCAAAUCAACCAAACAGGCCACCAUCAGCACCUGUACUCGAGAGCCAAGCUAAAAAUGUUUGGAUUUCUCCAAACACUGCUGCUAUCAGACCAAAUAAUAUAAUAUCUCAGCAGAGGACGCUCAGCAUGCCACAGUUGCCUGGAAGAAAGGAAGUGAAUCAUCAGCCUUUCGAUGUAGAUGUUAGAAUUUCAACAGAGCCAAAACAAAUCAAAGUCUAUGGUCCACCAAAACCUCCACGUACUGGUGCAGCUUUAGAUAAUAGAAUUUUAACUGGAGAUAGAAAUUUUGAUAAAUCAGAAAUCAGAACUGCGCUUCAAAAUUGGCAAAUAGGUGUAAUGAUGGGAACAGAUAAGAAUUCUGAUAAGCGUCAAAUACCUGGAACAAAGUGGUCACCUAAUACUAAUAAUAUGAUGUAUCCAAUUCGUGAUAUGGGAGAUGGUAGAGCUGUUGAUGCUCAAUCUUCACAUCAGUUAGCCAUGCAAAUGCAGAAAAAAACUACAAAUCGCAGAAGAGAGCCAAGGAGGCAUACUUUACAAAAUGGUAUAGAUUAUAAUAUGAUUAAAAAACUUAAACAAAUAGAAGAAGAGAAAGAAGUACUACUCAUGGGAUACAAUGCUGUUGAAAAAGCAAGAGAAUGGUAUCUGAAACAAAUUUCCUUCGUUCAAGAAAAAAUGAAACAAGUAGAAAUAAUGGGAUCACAUGAACCAUGGUCUGGAACACAAAUGGAAAAAUUGAUGUUGCAACGAGCAAGAGUGGUAGAAGCCAACAGACAUUUAGCAACAUUAAUAGCGACAUGGGACAAAGGAGGCUUACCACACAUGAAUUUAGAAUUCAUGAGUUAUCCAGCGACGAAUCAUCAAUACCAGCAAGACAUGCUGUCCAGAUUGAAGCAAAAAAAUCAUCGACUAACGGAGGAGGUCAAUAAAAAGAGCCACCGAAUAGCUUUGCUGGAGCAAGAGAAGGACAGCCUGAUGCGAGAGCUAUACGAUCGUCAUCAGAGCGGUGUAAUCCAGUCUCGGAGAUCGACGAUGAUACACGAGCAACACGAUCAAACAUUCAUAAUUUAGCUGAACGCUUGGAAACGUGCAAUACAUAGAGAAAGGGAAUCAAAGAUUAAGCCACACGCGUCGAGACUGACUCAGGCUAGUCGAACUGCGUGUGCUUGCGUUGUUUUAUUUUAUUUUUUUAAACUUUUUUAAUCAAAGUGAAUAAGUCUGUAAUCUUAAUAUUUUACUUCGAGUCGAGUAAUAAUUAAUUAUUAUUAAUUUAAAAAAAAUUAUAAGUCGUGACUAAUCCAAUGUAAACCUUAAGCGAGUCGACGUUUUAUAACCAAACGCUGUGAAAUCAUCCGAUCCAUUUUUUGUACUUAAUUGUUGUAUCGUACUUUUAGCAAUUAUUUUUUAUCUAUUUUACGUAUUUCAAAUAAUUGUUUCGUUGCCCAUACAUAUUGACAUUAUUUAUAUAUAUUUAUAUACGUUUUGCAAUUUUUUUGUGAAUAAAUUAUAAUUA